CAAGAUGUCCGCCAAAGAGUGAAAAAAUAAAUAUCACGUUUAUAUUAUUUUUAAACGUUCUAGAUAUAAGAUAUUUAGUCUCCAUUUAUGGAAACAUCUCUCCAUGGAUCCUAAUACUGCAAUUGUGUUUGAAACUAUUGGACUAAUUAAAAAAAGCCUGCAAUGUUCUAUAUGUCUUGACCUGUUUAACGAUCCACAUUCCACCAGAUGUAACCAUCAAUUCUGCAGCUGCUGUAUUAAAAAGGUAGUUGAUGAAAGAAAAGAGAAAAACAAGGAAGCACUUUGCCCUCUUUGUAAAAAUCCAAUCACAAAAAGGAGUUUGACUUCUAAUCCCAGGCUGAGAGAAAUAGUUGAAGUUGUCAGGAGAUUAAACCUUGCAUUUCAAGAAGAUGCUGGUAUACCAGACUCUCCUUAUCCUUUGGUUAAUACAAAACUGUCUGAUGUAGAGAAUAAGAACUGUUUGCAGUCUUCUUUCUCAAAUCCAACUCCACUGAAGCCAUCAAAGUUCAAAAGAUCUACUUUGGGUGGUGUUACCAAAGAGCAGCAGUUGGACAGCAGUGUUAACCAUGAGUCAUCAAAUCACAACAUCUUCGGAGAACAACUGGAAAAAAAUGAUAAUGCUUUAACACCACAAGAACGAAGAUGUUCUGGGUUUGAAAUCCUUUCAUUGUUGGAAAGCAAAGAAGAUGCCCAAACAGAACUAACAAAUAAGCAAAUUACUUUAGAUGAUGAAGUUAGCCACAAUGAUGAACUGUUGAAAGAUAAGUCUAGGAAUACGGAACUCCCAAACACAGGAGGAUCCUCCCAAACAACUCAAUUACAAACAGCAAAGAGUCCAGAGAAUGGCAGCACAGCUAAUUCUAAUAGUUCUGGUUCAUUAACCCUUGAUCCAAGAAUAUCCUCGCCAUCAAGUGUGUUAUCACAGGAUAGUGUGUCUCUAUUAGAUGGCUUAUUAUCACAACAACUGUGUCCUGCAGUUGAGAACACAGAUCUCAGAGAAGCAGAUCAAGAGGUUUCUCGUACACAAGACAGUGACACUUAUCACUCAAACACUGAUGAUGAAAAUAACAUUUUGAAAUCUUCUCAAGAAGAAAUCAUUGCUAAUUGUACUCCAAAUACUCCUAACUCCAGAGGAGCUACUCCCAACUCCAUAGGAAAUUCAAAUGAUAUAUUUAGUGAGCUUCAAAAGUCUCAGAAUGGUAAACGUCUAAUUAGCAAAACACCUAAAACAGGCCGGGGAGAAAGCGGCUACGUUACUCCUAUCAUUUCUAAUGAGAGUGAUUCUGAACGGUAUUCCACAAGCGAACGUGUCCCUCCUAGCGUAGAAUCAGAUUCAGAGUCAUACAAGGUAAUUCCGUUACCUCGUUAUGAAGAAUAUUCAGACGAUGAGAUUUCACCAGAAUUUCUGGGAAUCCGCUCUCGCAGCGUUCGGUCAACGCCCGAUUGUUCCCAUAAAAGGAACGAUGAUUUUAACCCUAUUGUCGAGGAAUUUUCAGAUAUGACAAUCCAAUCAUCAAUGAAAGAGAAAAGGUUUGGCACUAUUCAAAGUAAGCAAUCUGAGGUGGCAUCUUUAGAGAAUAUUGCCAAUUCUCAAGCAGAUAUUAAAAAUCCUGACUCAUCCGUCAUUUCCCCGUUACAUUCGGGGGGUUCUUUACGUCUGCACCAAUCCAAAAGAAAGCGCAGUCCAGGAGAAAACGAUUCUUUGAAGUGUCCACGACUCAGUGAUGAAAGGCGAGGUAAAUCUAAAACUUCCAUUGAGAAGAAAAAUGAAACCUUAAAACCUGAUUGUGACAAUGGCUUGAAAUUCCUGAAGACAAAUCGAAGGCAAGCCAAUUCCAACAGCAAGCUGCAAGUCACCAACGAAGUUCGUAACGCAAGUAGACAGGGAACCGCUAAUCAAUCAAACGAGACUACCAGAAAGAAAACAAAUUAUGAUCAAAACUUAUCUCAAGUAGAGAAGAUGUCAAGUGAUACGGAGGACGAUAUAAUUCCACCCACACCCCCUGUGAGGAUUCACGAACCUCCCGGAAAUGGUUCAAAUAACGAGAUAUUGAACAGGUUUUCAAGAAUGGAAAAUGUUUCUGAGGCGAACAUACAUGAGGUAAUUGAGGAAGAUUGCCUAAAGAAUGACUUAGAUGAUGGCAUUAACAAGUCAAGAACUUCAAGGUCGCAAAAUACCGCGAUGAGAAAUAUGCACAAAGAUGAAAUAGUUGAUGAUGAUAUAUUUGAAAAUGAUACAUCUGAUGAUGGCGGAUAUAACACUUCAUGUUUAAAACAUAGUCCGACAAAAAGGGAAUCUGUUUGCGAAGAACAAGAGGUUGAUGAAGAUAUGUUUAGUAAAGCUCCUGGUGAAGGUUAUAAAACUGCACGACCACAAAAUAUUACCACGGAAACGGAAUCCCCUCGUAAAAAUGAAAUGUUGGUCGAAGAUGAUUGGUUAGGAAAUUUUGAUAAUGAAGGAGAAGUGAUGACUGUGAAUGAAAGAAGUCCGAUCAUGGAAGAUGAUCGAUUGUAUUCCUCACAGGAGGAUUUAAAUAUUGCUUUACUGAAGAGACUUGCCCCUUUAGCGCCAAGUGACAAAGAAAGGGAAUUCGUAAGCGAUGGUGAAACUAGCGAUGGUAUUUCAACCAGUAUUUCGUCUUUGACUGAUGGUGACGGUGUGGAAGUAACAUCACAGAGAAUCAACUAUCUCCAUGGCGUCCUGGCGCAAACAGGCGGGGAGAUUGAGAAACUAACAAAAGACUUGAAGAAAUUGAGAAAGAGUGAAGACAUUGCACAAACGAAUAAACCAGAGUCUGAUCGUGAAGAUUUAUUCGAAAAGAAUUGUGCGAGGAAGAUAAUCAAUAACGUCUCAAAGAAUUACAGAAAGAACCGCGAAUCAUACGAAGCGAACCAUUCCGAGGAAUCGAAUGAAGACUCAGGUUGUGAAAAAGAAUACAAGAAUAACGAGACUUCUGAUAUCGAAAAUAAUGAACAUGAACUGGAGGACGCCAGCGACUCUGAUUGCGAUGAACCUUUUCACAAUAAGCAUGAGAACAACCAAAACCAUGACAUGUUCGAUUUGGAAAGCAAUGAAAAUAAUAACCGCUUAUUGUCAGACAAAAAGAAGGAGGUCGGCAUAAAAUCGUGUAUGAAUGGCGAUAUGAAAGAAAGCGACCAUGAGGUAGAAGUUGAUGAUAAAUAUGAUAGUCAUAAUGAAGAUGAUGAUGAAGAUGAGGACGAAAUCCUGGAACAUUGUACACUUACUCCCCCUCCAGCAUUGGAUCGUUCGACACUUAAGUUGACAAAACUACCUGCAGCGGUUCAAAACUUGCAAAAGCUGUUGCAAGAGGACGGUGACAGCCAGAAAUGUCCGGAUACAUCGGAUUAUAAGCACUCUACUCGUGAUAAAGCUGGCCGUGGUAAAGCCAUUUGCUCAUCGUCCAAGGUUUAUGGGAAGAAUAAAUACUUUGAUGAAGACGGAGAGAAGAUAAGGUUACCAAAAGACCGGUCUAAUGAACUCCUUUCGAGUCGUUUAGAACAGCAGAAAGGUUGGCAAAGUAUGAAUAAGGAAGCAAAUUGUCAAAUUGCGAAAAAGGAAAGUCGAUUACAAGGAAGUCAAAAGGAGAAUGGUGCAGUAUUCAAGCGAAGAUCUUCAGCUAGAGAUUUACCAGCCAGGAGAGUGGAAGAUACUGAAAACAAAAAUAAAAACUUAGAAAAGAGUGGAGGACAACCAGAUGAAAUCUUGACUGAGUUACGGAUCAACACAGUUAGACCAAAGCAACGCAAACUUUCUUCCAUGAUGGCGAAUUCUGUAAAUCAUGAAGCCGGACUUGCAUCUCGAUCUGUUAAAUUACCCCUAUGUUUUGUUCUAACCAGACUUCCAAAACAAUUUGUGUCCCUUGCAGAUUACUUAGCUAAACGUAAUGGCGGGAAAGUGUCUAGCGACGUGAGUGAGGAGACGACACAUCUCAUUAUGCCUACUGAUUCAAAAAUGCAUGCAAGCCGCAAGAACUACACCAUAAAAUAUUUGCUGGGAGUUGCUUUGGGGAAGUGGAUUGUCAGUCAACUUUGGCUUGCUGCUUGUGUUAAAUCUGGUCAAUUAGUAGAUGAAAAACGAUUUGAGGUGAAAGGUGAUGUUGAAGCAGCCCAGUCGCACGUUCCAAAUCUUGCACGUACCACUCGCGAAAACAAGGAUCCUCUUUUGUUUGAUGGUAUUUCAGUAGUGUGCUUUGGUGAAUUUAAUGGAGCAAUAUCACAAGGCCAGAUCGGUCAAUUAGUCCAAUAUUGUGGAGGUGAAGUGAUUGACAAUCAAGAGUUUAUAAAACAUAGACCUCCGGUGUUUGAUCUGAUUGUUAUCUGUGAUACAAUAUUAUCACAACGCACGGGAUUGCAAAUAAAAGAUUUGUGCAAACGACAUAGAACAUUUCCAGUUUCCUCCGAAUGGAUUACAGAUAGUGUUGCCAACUAUCAGCUCCAGGAUAUUGAGGAAUAUCGUAUGGAUAUUUAGGACUCGUAUCCUGUGUGACACUGAGACUGGAACUUUGACUUUGUGGUGUGAUAUUACUAAGAAAUUUUUAUCUGGUCCGUUUUUGUCCCGUCGCAAACCUAUUUCCCACGUUAGUGGAUAACUCACAUUCCUGUCACUCUAUUGAGCGAGAAUAAUUUAAGAAAUAUUUAAAUUAAAAAAAGGUGAAUUUUGUGGUAACUGGAAACGCUUUAUCCUCUUCAGAUCAACCUGAUAUGUCAAUGGGUUAUGUGACAAAUAACCACACACUCCCUCGUGCGUUUAAUACUACCAGACUGACUAUCAUAAAACGAUAAAUUAUCUUGUAACUGUUAGGCAACAUGAAUGCUGAAUUGUAAAAUUUAAUUCGAGUCGUUUUGCCGCUGAAGAGAUUAAUAAUUA
Molecule: messenger RNA, 4888 nt
Organism: Dendronephthya gigantea
Lineage: Eukaryota; Metazoa; Cnidaria; Anthozoa; Malacalcyonacea; Nephtheidae
Product: breast cancer type 1 susceptibility protein homolog
Exons: 22
Coding region: 104-4489 (1461 amino acids)
Biological process (GO): negative regulation of fatty acid biosynthetic process; positive regulation of transcription by RNA polymerase II; double-strand break repair via homologous recombination
Cellular component (GO): BRCA1-A complex; plasma membrane; BRCA1-BARD1 complex
Molecular function (GO): ubiquitin-protein transferase activity; metal ion binding
Source: RefSeq, a predicted model, not a curated record